Molecule: messenger RNA, 7066 nt
Organism: Centruroides sculpturatus (bark scorpion)
Lineage: Eukaryota; Metazoa; Arthropoda; Arachnida; Scorpiones; Buthidae
Gene: Taf1
Product: transcription initiation factor TFIID subunit 1-like
Exons: 39
Coding region: 241-6027 (1928 amino acids)
Biological process (GO): DNA-templated transcription initiation; transcription by RNA polymerase II; RNA polymerase II preinitiation complex assembly
Cellular component (GO): transcription factor TFIID complex
Molecular function (GO): DNA binding; RNA polymerase II general transcription initiation factor binding; TBP-class protein binding
Source: RefSeq, a predicted model, not a curated record
UUUAAUAAAACAGUAAUAAUUCAGAAGUAUUAGUUAACAAUUAAUUAAUAUAUAAUACAUUUUUAUUUUAUAAAAUAUAUAUAAAAGUUCUACCACAAGGUGGCGUUUUGAAAACAUUAUACAAAUAUGGCUGUCAGUUGAUGAUGAGCUAGUGCCUUGCUCCAAUUAGAAAACUGUUAAUGAGCACGAAACACGGAAAUAUAUUCAAAAUUUAGUAGCUACUGACUGAGGCAAUUUGCCAUGGAUAGUGAUGAAGAAGGUGAUAAUGAUCGAUUGACUUUAACUGGAUUCUUAUUUGGAAAUAUUGAUGAAUCUGGACAGUUAGAAAAUGAUGUUUUGGAUCCUGAAUCAAAAAGAAAUUUACAUCAAUUAAGACAAUUAGGUGGUAUAGGUACUCUUUUAAAAGAAAUUUCUGAAGAUAUUGAAAAUGAAUCGGAUCAUGGUAGAGAUCACUUAGAAGAUAAUGAUUCGCAGAAUUCUCAAAAUGAAGAAUGGGGAGAAAAAUCUCCAUCAGCAGUCGAUUAUUCAGAUAUCACUGAGCUAGCCGAAGAAACGGAAGAUCAAAAUAUAUAUAAGCAGAUGACUUUAUUAAGGGCUCCUGAAUCAGAUGGAGAUGACUAUGAUGCCGACUAUGAAGAUAACAAAAACUCAAAAGAUUUCAGACCCACUGAUGCCGAAUUAAUGCCUCCUCCGCCUGCUCCUUUUCGAAGAAAUCAACAUCAGUCAAAUUCCAGUGGCACUCAGUCAUUUCUGUCUUCGUCUCUUUCUUCUUCUGUAUCUUUGACUCCAUCAACAAUUCAGGCCACUUCCUCGAAUGAAAAUAAUAUUGAUUCUUUAUCUUCUGAAUCUUCAUGUUUGAAUCCAGAGAAAAGAGUAAAGAAACUCGACACUCCAUUGGCGGCAAUGUUACCUUCUAAAUAUGCUGAUCUCGAUGUAACUGAAUUGUUUCCAGAAUUUAGACACAGCCAAGUUUUACGAUUCUCUCGUCUGUUUGGGCCAGGGAAACCUUCCAGUUUGCCUCAGAUUUGGAGAGGCGUAAAAAAACGCAAGAAGAAAAAACAAACUGAUAGUGAACAAGCACCCGAACAAAAACAAAGCAAAGGUUGGGCUUUGGAUUUACCUGAACCGACACCCGAGAUGUGUGAAGUUAGUGACGAGGUAAAAUUAUUACAACCCGAAGAGCAAAAAGAUUCGCAUAGUAAAAGCGAAUCUUCAAAUACUACCGAUUUGUCACCAAAAGUUGCCGACUGGCGAUAUGGUCCGGCUCAGCUGUGGUAUGACAUGCUAAACUUGCCCGAAACCGGAGAAGGUUUCGGCUAUGGUUUCAAAUUAAAAGAGAAUGAUAUUGACGAAUUCAAUCUGGAAACAGGUCAACAAGCAGGAAAGUCUGAUGGUGAUGAAAGUCAAACCGAAAAUCCCGAAGAAGACUAUCCCGAUGACUGUUAUCAUAUGGUAACGCAAUUACCAUGGGAAGACGAUGUAGUUUGGAAUGGGGAAGAGAUUAAGCAAAAAGUUUUAGCUAAAUUGAAUAAUAAAAAUAAUGCUGCUGGUUGGGUCCCUUCAACUUUAAACAGAACUGCAUCAGCUUUCAGUCAGCAAGCCAAAAGUAUCAUAAGCCCAAUAGUAUCGGGCACAAUCCAAAAGCAGCCAACCCAAACAAGUACCUCUAAAAGCGGAAGCAAAAAUACCCAAAAUGUACCAAAGAUUGAAAUUGAGGAGAAAGACGAUACGUGGUAUUCGAUAUUUCCCGUUGAGAAUGAAGAACUCGUCUAUGGUUGUUGGGAAGACGAUGUCAUUUGGGAUACUCAGGCUGUCACUAAAUUGCCCGAGCCAAAAAUUCUAACUUUAGAUCCAAAUGAUGAAAAUAUUAUUCUCGGAAUUCCUGCCGAUCCAGAUCCUAAUCAACAAAGCAGUAGUGAGCCUGUCAAAGAAAAGAAGGACAUGGUUCGAAAAUCACGUAUUUUAUUGGGAAAAGCGGGAGUCAUAGCGGAACCAGAAUCUCCAAGUCCACCUCCGCCUCAAACUGUUGAAAAGGAUCAGUUCAAUAUAUCAAAUGAUGAAUAUUAUAAUCCAAAAAUGACUCAAGACAGUGCAUUAAAACCAAACGUUGGAGGUAAUUUAAUACAGCAUUCAAUUCCCGCUAUUGAACUUCGUGCUCCCUUCUUCCCGACGCACAUGGGUCCAUUAAAGCUUCGAAGUUUUCAUCGUCCAAUGCUAAAAAGAUAUUCGCACGGUCCAAUGUCUCAGCCAGGCACUCAUGGAGUAAUUCCUCUGCUUAAACACAUUAGAAGGAAAGCUAAGUUGCGGGAACAAGAAAGACAGGCAUCAGGAGGUGGAGAGAUGUUUUUCAUGAGAACUCCAGAAGAUCUGACAGGAAGAGAUGGCGAAAUUAUUCUUGCAGAGUAUUCUGAAGAGCACCCUCCUUUAGUUAUGCAAGUUGGCAUGGCUACAAAGAUAAAAAAUUAUUAUAAGAGGUUGCGGGAACAAGAAAGACAGGCAUCAGGAGGUGGAGAGAUGUUUUUCAUGAGAACUCCAGAAGAUCUGACAGGAAGAGAUGGCGAAAUUAUUCUUGCAGAGUAUUCUGAAGAGCACCCUCCUUUAGUUAUGCAAGUUGGCAUGGCUACAAAGAUAAAAAAUUAUUAUAAGAGGAAACCAGGAAAAGAUAUUGGAGCUCCGGAAUAUAAAUAUGGAGAAACUGCUUAUGCUCAUACCUCACCAUUUCUUGGUUCCUUGGCUCCUGGACAGAGUGUUCAAGCAUUUGAAAACAAUUUAUUUCGUGCACCUAUAUACGACCACGAAAUGCCCGAUACCGACUUUCUAAUCAUUCGAACGAGGCAACAUUACUACAUCCGAGAGAUCGAAACAAUAUACACAAUAGGCCAAGAGCUGCCGCUCUUUGAAGUUCCAGGUCCAAAUUCCAAAAAAGCAAAUAAUUUUAUCCGCGAUUUUCUUCAGGUUUUUAUCUACCGUUUAUUCUGGAAAAACAAAGAUACUCCUCGUCGUAUUAAAAUGGAAGACAUAAAGAAAGCUUUCCCAUCACAUUCCGAAAGCAGUAUUCGAAAACGUUUAAAACUAUGCGCCGAUUUUAAAAGGACUGGAAUGGAUUCUAAUUGGUGGGUUCUUAAACCCGAGUUCAGACUUCCGACCGAAGAAGAAAUAAGAGCAAUGGUUUCACCUGAACAGUGCUGUGCCUAUUACGGAAUGCUGGCUGCCGAACAAAGAUUAAAGGAUGCUGGUUACGGUGAAAAAUCUCUGUUUGCUCCCGAAGAAGAAAAUGAUGAAGAUAUGCAAAUGAAAAUGGAUGAUGAGGUGAAAACUGCUCCAUGGAAUACGACACGUGCUUUUAUAUCUGCCAUGAAAGGAAAAUGCCUUUUGCAACUAGCAGGAGUAGCUGAUCCAACAGGCUGUGGAGAGGGUUUUUCAUAUGUUAGAAUACCAAAUAAACCUCAACAAUCAAAAGAAGAAGGAAGCAGUCAACCUCCUGCAAAGAAAACUGUCACAGGUACAGAUGCAGAUUUGCGCCGAUUAUCCUUAAGCAAUGCAAAACAGUUAUUAAGGAAAUUUGGAGUUCCCGAAGAUGAGAUUAAAAAGCUCUCGCGUUGGGAAGUUAUCGAUGUUGUAAGGACUUUGUCGACGGAACAGGCAAAAGCUGGAGAAGAAGCAAUGAGUAAAUUUGCUAGAGGAAAUAGAUUUAGUAUUGCCGAGCAUCAGGAAAGAUAUAAAGAAGAGUGUCAAAGGAUAUUUGAAUUACAAAACAGAGUUUUGUCAUCGAAUGAAAUAUUGUCAUCAGAUGAAGAGUUUAGUUCUGAAGACGAUUCAGAUAUUGAAGAAAUGGGAAAAAAUAUAGAGAAUAUGUUGUCAAAUAAAAAAACUAGUUCUCAGCUCUCUCAUGAGCGAGAAGAGGCAGAAAGAAGAGAACUGCAAAAAUUAAUUAUGGGGGAAGAAAGUGUUGCUAAUGAUGAUAGAAAGAAGAGUAAAGAAAAACAGAAGGAAGACGACAAUGCUUCGGUAGCAAGUAUGGGUUCAAACUCGAGUGGAAGAAUUUUGAAAAUUUAUAGAACUUUCAAAUCUCAAGAAGGGAAAGAGUACGUGCGAAUAGAAACAGUAAGAAAGCCUGCCGUCAUCGAUACUUACGUUCGCAUUCGAACGACUAAAGAUCCAGCUUUUAUUAAACAGUUCGCAUCUACUCUUGAUGAACAUCAGAAGGAAGAAAUAAGAAAAGAAAGAAGAAGAAUACAGGAACAGUUAAGAAGAUUGAAAAGAAAUGCAGAGAAAGAGAGAUUAGCACCACCAAAGAAAAAACCAAAGAAAGAGCAACCUGUUCUGAAGCUAAAAUGUGGAGCUUGCGGAGCUAUUGGACAUAUGAGGACUAAUAAAACCUGUCCACUCUAUCAGCCUGCUGCACCCGUUCCUCCCGUUCAGGUAGCAAUGACUGAGGAACAAGAGGAGGAAGAGGAAAGAGCAGGAUUGGACGAUGACGAUCUAGUAAAAGUAGAUGAAACUAAAGUGGUUUUGUCGAAAACAUUAGUCAAGCAUGCAGAUGAAGUGAGAAGGAAGUCUUUGGUUCUUAAAUUUCCUAAAGAAGCUGUUUCCGUCAGGAAAAGGCGUCGAGCGGGUACCGUAGUUCAUUGCGAUUACCUUAAGAAACCAAAUAAGUCAGCAAACCGACGCAGGACUGAUCCUGUGGUAACUCUAGCAAUUAUUUUGGAAUCAAUUUUGAAUGAAAUGAGAGAUCUUCCUGAUACGCAACCUUUCUGGACUGCCGUAAACCCAAAAGUCGUUCCCGAUUACCAUAAUAUAGUAUCAAGACCAAUGGAUCUACAGAGAAUGCGCGAAAAGGUUCAUGAGCAUAAAUAUCAGAAUCGAGAGGAAUUUCUACAGGAUGUGAAUCAAAUUGUUGAAAACAGUACUCUCUAUAAUGGAGGAAAGAGUAUUUAUACUCAAACUGCCCAGAAAAUGUUUCAACUUUGCAUCAACCGGUUUGCCGAAAAAGAAGAGAAAUUAAUGAGACUCGAGAAGGCUAUUAAUCCACUUUUGGAUGAUGAUGAUCAAGUCGCCUUCUCAUACUUAUUAGAAAAUAUUGUCACACAGAAGUUGAAGACUAUUCCCGAAUCGUGGCCAUUCCAUCGCCCGGUUAAUAAAAAGUUUGUUAAAGAUUAUUAUAAAAUCAUUAAGAAUCCAAUUGAUUUGGAUACAGUAAUUAGGAAUAUCAAAGGACAUAAGUAUCAUAAUCGCGAAGACUUUUAUAAUGAUGUGGAAUUAUUAUGGAAGAACAGUUUAACAUUUAAUGGAGCUGAAAGUCAGUUUACCAGAAAAGCAAAAGAAAUAGUAGAAGCAUGCAGAGCUGCUCUUGACGAGCAAGACGAACAACUGACGCAACUGGAGCAUGCCAUUGCAGCCGUACAGGAAGCGGCUCUCGAUGCGGCCGAAACGGAUUCGGUCGUCACUGGAAAUUCUGCACCUCACGAAGACAGCAUGAUGAUGGAAGAUAAUACUAAAGAUGAAGAGAUGCAAGACAAGAUAUCUCAUAGUUUUAAUCAGGGUAAAGAUGAUCAAGAAUUUAUGGAAGGAGAUUAUGAAGAAGAAUCUAUGUCUUAUUAUCACCAAAGACAUACCGGCGAAGGUGACGACGGCAGCGUUCUUGCCAAAGAUCUACAAAUAACUCCUGAGAAUUCAGAUAACGAAGGCAGCGAUUUGGGCAUCAGCGAGAGUGAUGAAGAAGGAAGAGAAAUGUCCGACUUGGUGGAACAAGAAAACAGUCUGAUUGUGGUGGAAGAUGGUAACAUCGCGUAUCAGGAGGAAUCUGUCAAUGUAGAUAAUGAAGUCAUCGACGAAAAUUACGAUCCUUCUGAUUUUCUCCUGAGAGGGCAGUAUGAAUUUCAGCAGAAUAAAGAAGAGAUGCAGAUCGAGAAUACUGAGAACGUUAUAACGAACGACCUGGCCGUCUCGGACUCUGAGGAAGAGAUGGCUGUCAGACAGGAUUCUUCAGAUAGAAAUGAAGACGAAGAAGUAGAUCUUUGGUUUUAAUUAUUUAGUUUCGUGUGACCUUUGUCUUAAUGUCUAGGUAUCUUAUCAGUUAAAACCAAAGUCUUGGUACAUUGAGAAUUAUAAACAUGACUUCAACACUUCAAAAACACAUGAAACCUGGAUUUUAACAUCUAAUGUAUUCAAAAACAUACAACAGAAUACUACCAAAUUACCAUCAAAACCCAUCCAUAUAAGAUUUUAAUGUAUAUAAUCUCAUUUUAUUUAUCAAAAAUUCUACUGCGAUACAAAAAACAUGAGCAUAAUUUUUAAAAUUAGGACGGAGAGUCGCGCUUUAUGCUCUUCUUCAUUUGAUAUGUUUAGUUUACAUAAGUCCUCUCAAUGCCGUUUUUAUACAUUAUAAUCUUGAUAAAUUGUCAUGGAUAUAAUGUAUAAAAACUGCAAGAUUGCUUGAGGAACCAGUGGCAAAAACAUGUUAAUGUUAUCGCAUACGAAUAUGUACAUAACUAUAACUUUUUUGGUAAUAUUUUAUUUGAGAGUUGUCUAGUAUAGAAGAUUAGACAAAAUGAUUUCAACAUUAUAUCCAUGACAAAAACUGUUAUCAAAAUCCUUACCGUAAUUUGGUUGGACUUCACUUGGCAGUUGAAUUUGCACGCCACAUUCUCUAAUCUGUCGACCAAUCUAUCCAUGAAAUCUAAUUAUUUCUACAAAUUUCUCCAAUCUCAGUCUUUAUAACUAGCCCCAAAAACUGCAUGACAAAGUUGUCUCCUGUGAAAAUCAUUUUGACUGAUCUUGUAUAUGUUUUUGGGAAUUGGAUACGUACGUGAACUUCAUUUUUUAUGGUUUUAAGAUUUUAAAAAAACAAACUAUUAAGAAAUCAUAAGAAACAUUUUAAAUUGUUAUGAUUUCCUGUACGUCAGUCUGAGCUUUGUACAUUUGCAGAAAUCAACUGUGAUGUUUUUUAGUACCAAUUAUUGUUUUAACAAUAAAAUUGUUCCAUAUACAUGUAUCUAGAGUACAUUAUUUAACAUUUACAUCCACUUUUAGGAAGUAGAAAUUCAGAAAAAUAUCCAAAACAGUU